AUGGAGAGUGACAAAGUGCUUCUGGAAGACGGUGAGUUCAGAAUUACCGAGCUUAUGGCUACUAUAGCACUCGAUAAGUCGACAUUUGUUCAGUCUACACUUACUGUUAUUGAGUAUGCUAUUGUGAAGACACCACUUAUGACUCUUAUCAUAACCAGCUUUUUGUUCAGUUUUUCGAGAAUAUGUCACGACUUUCCAUUCAAUUCUGUGCUCAUUGAGCGUGCUGUAGAGCCUCCACCAGCACAACUGGACCUUGAUUCAGUUCUUCAUAUGUGCAGUUGUAAUCCAGUGCAAAUUCGUGAAGAGGUGUCACUUUUGUUGGAGGAUUUGUAUCUGAGACUUAAACGAAGCCUCUUCGCAGGCGUGUCAACAGCCUUUUUAUCGAUUUUUCUCCCGUGUGUAUUUGUACCGUACAAAACAUCACUAGGUGUACCGCAGAAAGUACUUGUGGAUGAAACAUGGGAAUCCGAGCUCUGUAUUGUUGUGGCGUUCACUGCGUUCUCACUUUAUAUCACGUACUUAAUGCCUCUGAAUUAUCUGGACUUAUUGCACAGGAGCGCUGUACAUCUGGGAACGUGGGAUCAGAUCGAGGGUCCAAAGAUUGGCCAGACUGGCCAAACGAAUUGGGCACCGUCACCCUGGGUGGCUCAAUGUCUAUAUUCCGAUGGCGAGACUGUGCAAAUGCCCGAUGGUCGGUGCUACAGGGCCCGUGGAUCUGCAGUGUUGAGAACAGUGGCUGCUGAACCAGGAUGUCCGGAUCAUGACAAGUUCUUUAUGCUUUGUGGUCGUCCAUGCACCAUCAUUAACGGAAUGUGCAUUUUUGAAGGUGCUCUGAUUGUCACACAGUUCUGGAUGCUGGUGUUGACAAUCGAUUGGCAACAUAUUGUCACCUUGGUGUUACUGAUGUUCGCCAAUUACCUGCUACUUGCGAAAUUGUUCAAGGAUAGGGUUAGUUCAUGA
This is a messenger RNA of Angiostrongylus costaricensis, 960 nucleotides long. NCBI's taxonomy places the organism in Eukaryota, Metazoa, Nematoda, Chromadorea, Rhabditida, Metastrongylidae. The record is from the annotation of a GenBank genome assembly.